AUGGCGACGCCAGACACCGGCUCACAAGCCGCUUCGGCCCCCGUACCGAACCCCCUCACACGUUCCGACACAAACACCUUCAAGCGAUGCUGCAUUUGCUUCGAGGAUGAGGGCGAGCGCACUACCGAACCGGUCGUCCGACCUUGUACAUGCAGUUUCCCAGUUCACGAGACAUGCCUUCUACGAUGGUACGAGGAGAACCACAACGAGAAAAACAACAGGGACGGCGUGAGCUGUCCGCAAUGCAAGGCCCCCUUCAAGGUUGAGGAACCAUUUGACUAUGUCGUCGCUCUGCGGAGGACCAUACACCGAAAGUUCAGCCAGGUCUCGCCCAUUAUACUCGCGUCAAUGGUGGCUAGCGGUACCUUUGCCAGCUCUGCUACCUACGGUGUCAUCGCUGCCUCCUCCUUUGCCGGCUACGAGACGGCCCUCAGGUGGGUAGGCCUCCAAGUUAUUCCUGGCCAGGCUAUUUCCGUAUCCGGGGCUAGAAGUGCACAGGUGGGAAGGAUGAUGAUGAGGCUGUGGACCAUGUCUUCCAUCGCUCCGGCUGUCAUCCUCAGCCGAGCAGUGCCCUUUCUGGCCAACUUCUUCUUUGUGCCAUUUUCCGCCAUGUACGGCAUACUACUCAUAGCCCAGGACGAUCACCCGACAUGGCCACCCUCUCCGACGUGGGCCAUGGUUAUGAUGCCUUAUGUACACAUGACCUAUAACAGACUCUACAAUUACUGGCUGAGGCCGAUCGACAGACGCCUCAACCGGGCUCUACGGGGUCUUGAAAACAACUUGACUCAGCCCACCGAUGGUGCCGCCGGCGCUACCGAGUCCGAAAACAACCACGACAAUGAAAACCGGGACCGUGAAAGCCGCUUUAUCUUGUCCGACCUCCUAGACCUAGGCCGUACUGCUUGGAUUAUUCUCAGCAACACCCCCGAUGAUGGCGGAGCAGAACUUGAUGUCCGCAUCGAAAUCGGCGCUAAUGCCGACAGCGAUAACGAUGCCGCCGACCGCCAACUAGAGGAUAGUUUCCUUCAGGUUGAUGCCCCGGAGGCGCCAUACACCCAAUAUAAUGAGGAGAUUGCCGGUCAUCUCGAAGAAGCAAUAGGUCAGGUCCGAGAAGUUCCAUGGCCAGCAGAAGCCGAAGCCGAAGCCCGCCCUCCAACCCCAACGGUGCCAGAACCAGCUCCGGCUCCGGCCGCAGCUCCUCCUCCACAGCCUGCAGCACGUGCACGACGGGAAAGGAACAACAACAACGACAGAGACAGAGACGGCGUGGAACUCCCCCCUUUCUCCCUCACAGAUAUCGUCAACAACGUCGUCACGUCUCUCCUCUUCCCCUUCAUCUCGUACGGCAUGGGCGAGCUUAUCCGCCUCGCACUACCCAAAUCGUGGACCUCGCCACCCAAGCCCAUCGUCACAUCCGGUUUCUUCAAGAGGGGAACGAUUCUGUCGCAAGGGCCCGGUGGCCUGUUGCAGCAGAGAUGGGGACGCAGUCUGGCGGGCGGCUGUCUGUUCGUCGUCAUAAGGGACGUGUUUGAGCUGUAUGCCAAGUACAGGAAUGUGCAAGUUAUGAAGGGUCGCAGGAUUGUCAGAGGAGGGAAGGGGGAGACCGGGGAGACCGUGGAGGAGGGUUUUCUUCUAGAGGAAGGGCUGCUGACGCUGGCGCUGGCGCUGGUAAUCAGUAGCACCUUGCCAGUCUUCUAA
Molecule: messenger RNA, 1701 nt
Organism: Sordaria macrospora k-hell
Lineage: Eukaryota; Fungi; Ascomycota; Sordariomycetes; Sordariales; Sordariaceae
Biological process (GO): regulation of mitochondrial fission; protein polyubiquitination
Cellular component (GO): mitochondrial outer membrane
Molecular function (GO): zinc ion binding; ubiquitin protein ligase activity
Source: RefSeq, a predicted model, not a curated record